AUGGAUGCAGUUGUAUCAGAUCUGAUGUCCCUCUUCCGCGAGCGGAUAGCUGCCCUCACACACACCGGCGACACGGUCAGCAAGGACGAAUUGGGACCAAAUACGCUGUUUUGCAGCUUCGGCAUGAACCUCGCUAUGGUGCUCUCUCCGCCGAUGGGAGGAGUAUCGUUAAAGGACAGUGGGUACGGCGCAGUCUAUGGAGUUGUGUUCGGCCUUCUCUCGCUGGACCUCAUCUGGCGACUGGGGAUCUUGGAGAGGAGCACUGCGACAGAACACAUCACCUUCCUGGCCGCUACCCUAGCGCCACCUCUCCAGGUCUACAACCUCGCAUCUCUCGUCCUCGACAACUCCCGGCGGCCUUUGUCUACGCCUCCAACCGCACUCCUGAUUCCUGACCGUCCUCCGCCUCCACCUCAUGAACCUCCAGUCAGACAACUCUCCUCGCGCUAUCCGACCUUGGCCCUCAUACCAGGCAGCGAAGCGAUGGAAGCUCAAGUUACGGAUGACGAGGAGGAUGUGCACAGAGCAGGGCAAGUCGUGGACACAUCCAAGGUGGAGAUCAAGCGUCCGUCGCUUCCUUUACACCAUGAACAGACGAAACCUGUCUCCGUUAAAGGAGGACUGGACAUCCCAUCUGCCCGCACCUCUCAUCGAUUUCGCCAACCGCCAUCCAGUCACCUUAAGUCAUAUUCCGAGGAGAAAGCAAGGCCGUCGAGCCCAAUACGAAUACAACCUGGAAGAGCAGAGUCUCUAGCUGUGGCAUUGAAGAGCCAGAAGGCCUGGGAGAAAUUGACUGCGGAGACAAAUGCGAAGAUCGCUCAGUACAACCAAAGCUUCAGAGAUUGGAACAGGGAUGGAGAUGCUCUGGAGUCCCGUGUCGCCGCCCUUGAAGCUCAGCUUUCCGAGUCGCUGUCAGACGCUGUCAACUCCCUCAACACCGAGACCUCCGAGCGGAAGCGCCUUGAGGAGGUUUGUGAUCGAUGGCAGAGCAAGUCCGAAGAACAAGAUCGAGCCAUUCAAGACCUACAAACUCAUAUCUCUAAACAAACCGCCGGACGAGCAGGUGCCCACAGAGAACCUCCUGUCGAGUCAUUCCGCUACCUCGAUACUCGUGCACAGCCUCCUUACCCCCAACCCCAGGAAGAGGGCUAUGAUAUUGCUCGAGACCUCAACGACUACCACUGGCGACAACCGACCCCAGCCUCACGCUCAAGGGUCGCUCAGCGCCCUGCCUCCGCUCGUACCUCUACGGCCGAUGAACGUCCCCUGGGAGGAGAUCAAAGUCUGAAGGUCCGCGAACCGCGAGAGUUCAAGGGUGAACGCGACGAUUACCCACAAUAUCGUCAGCAGUUGGUACACUUCAUGAAGGCGAAUGCAUCAGUCUGGCGAAAUCAGGGGCCUGGUAUAUCCCUGACUCUGCUUGCAGACGCAGAUAAAGUGUGGCGCUCCGCUGCCGAAGCUCUCGAAUCUUUCGACAAAGUCUACGCUGAGCGACACCGGGACAAGUCAGCUGAGAUCGAAUAUGAGUCCUCCCCCUCGUCGAACGAUCAACCGAUCCUCCCCAUUGCAGAAUGUCUUCCGGGUGUCACAGUUGCCACCUACAUGGCGGCAAAACCCGUCGGUGCCUCUGACCUGGUGCGGAUGGUGGAGUUCUUCGUUUCCGGAGGCGACCGAAAAUUGCAUAUGCUUACUCGGAACGACCGUCUGACCAACACCUUGUCAAAACACGUCUUUCAACCACGUUUGGCGACGAACAUCCACCUGCCCGAGAACGUCUUGAUCCACGACUUCACACAGAAACUUGACGAGCGUCAGUGGCGAAAUGUCAAUGGUUGUGAACCAGACUCCGACGACGACCUUAUUGACUACUACGAGAAGAAGGAACGCAAGAUUCUCACCAGUGGCUGGCCACCUACCAUCAAAGACGCUAAAGUCAAGGUCGACCUUCAGGCUCGAAAUUCUUGUUUUGACUGUGGCAAAGGCGGAUGCCGACCCGGUCGCCCUGAAUGCAAGCUCACCAAGCAUGAUGAGAAUGUCUCUGCAGUGCAAGAAGACGAUGGAACCUCCGACUCGGGCCAAUCCCACGUUCCCGAUUCUGAAACCGAAUCUGACUAUGCCUCCUCCGAUGAGUCUACCAAUGCGAUGGUCUCACUGAAGACGACACCACCGGUGAGACGAUUUCCUUUAUGGUCCUUGACCCUUGAAAAGGUUGAUCACAUUGUUCUUGACUGCACGGUGGGUACCCGUUACCCAGGAGCACCCCAGGCGAUUAAGGUCCCCUUGACUCAACCCAUUGAGCCCUCGAGGACUAUUACCAGUACUGCCGUGAUUGAUACUAGCGCUACUACUUGCUUCGUCUACAAACGUUUUGUCAAAAACCAGCAAGGCCUGGAAUCGUUCAUGACUCGGCUGCCAAAACCUCGAGCAGCGUCUAUGGCCGAUGAGAGUAGGUCAAGAAUCUCACAUAGUAUCGAACUCGAUCUGGUGAUCGGACAACACAGCGAGCCAAUCGUCUUUACGUGUCGUACCCCGAUUGAACUAUCCCAUGAUCCUUCGUAUGGCCUGGUUACAGAGGCACAACGUGAUCCCAGAUUGGCGAGCACGAUCACUUACUUUCUCUCACACUCGCUGUGA
Molecule: messenger RNA, 2634 nt
Organism: Fonsecaea monophora
Lineage: Eukaryota; Fungi; Ascomycota; Eurotiomycetes; Chaetothyriales; Herpotrichiellaceae
Exons: 9
Coding region: 1-2634 (877 amino acids)
Source: RefSeq, a predicted model, not a curated record